Messenger RNA from Octopus bimaculoides (California two-spot octopus), 1204 nucleotides. RefSeq lists its product as uncharacterized. The record is from RefSeq and is a predicted model, not a curated record. NCBI's taxonomy places the organism in Eukaryota, Metazoa, Mollusca, Cephalopoda, Octopoda, Octopodidae.
AAUAUUGAUUGUAAAACUAUAUAACGAAGCUGAUGUUAAGACUGGAAACUCUCAUAUUAAAGCUUUCUGGAUAAAAAAAAACAUAAGACAUUAAGAUGAAAACUUUGCUUAAAAAAACUGAUAUAACUUGGCGAUAAUUUCAAGAAUUGGAGGAAAAGUAAAUUCAAGUUUGUCGCAUUAAUUUACAAGGUUGGAACAAGAUUGGUACGUUUAUCAAAACUGGAUAAAACAAAAAGAAAAGGUUGUUGAAAUCUCAAUUUAAUCUAAGGUUUACUUCGAAAGUCAACAUUGAUUCUUAAAGCAAUAAUGAAAACAUCGACUGAAUAUUACACAGUCUACAAGGUGCUGCAAUGUUUGACAAUUAUGGUUAUCGUGAUUCUCAACACUGUGGAACCGAAAUACGUGGAAAAAUUUUUUAAACAAUUACCAAAUCCAAGAUGCAUAAAUAGUCGAAUUGGCUUAAAGAAUAAAACGGCUUCUAUCACAGAAUGUGCAUUAUAUUGUAUGUCAGACACCAGAUGUGGUUAUUUUAAUUAUUGCAACGGUAAAUGCAUCCUGUAUAAGAGAUGGUACAGCACCAAACUUGUAGAUUAUGAUUGCGACUGUACAUCUUAUUUGAUGCUCUAUAGAAAAAGUACAGACUGGCAAAAAGUAUUUGUCAUGAGAAAAACUUUUUUUGUAAGAAAUCCUUUUUAUUUACACUGGGACAGCAUGCCUAUUGCAAAGGUCAGACUCAGUUUUAGUAACAUCGAAAAUGUUACUCAAUCAUUAAACUUCAAUGGAACAGACACGAACCAUACAUCUUGGUUUCAGGAAGAUAAACUCUUAUCAACGCCUUGGCGUAAUGGUCCACCGAUGAAGUACAUAUUCAAUGAGGUGAAAUCAUUUCUUAAAAUCGUGAAGAAAGCAAACGAAAAUGAUAUCAAGAUGUUAGCAGAACGUGUUGGUCAUAAACAAUUUUCGAUGUAUUAUAUGGAACAGCAGGGCAAUUCGUUAAUGAAAUUGCAAACCAUGAAUGUCUUCGUGUUAUUCAAGUAGAAUUUGCAUAUAGUUCAUAAAACUGAAUAUACUUUUAUUACCUCUCCUGGCAACUACAUCUGACGCAAGUAUUCCACUGGAACGUACUUUUUUACGUUCUUCAGACUGAUAAAAAUAAUGUGUUUCACGUGGGUAAUUCAACUAAGGAAGGUACCAAAAUGUAGCA